AGUCGUUAGUUCGCUCUUAGCGCUCAUCUUGCGAGGGUCCAAUGCCAAUGUUGAUCCUCAAUAUAUAUUGUGAUUGAAUAUUAUUCAAAAAAAAUAUACAACGUGAAUAGUUUUUUUGAAACUUUUAAAUUUUUAUUAAAACACGCAAAUAACGUUUUAAUUAAUUCAAAAAAAAAACAACAACAACAAUAACAAAUUUGACAAUUUAUUUUCCUUUCAAUUUCAAACAUUGAGUUAGUUUAUUUUUUAUUUGAAAGUAAAAGUAUACAAUUACGAACUUUAAAAUAUCUGAUUUGUUAUUUAAAUAAAAAAGUAAAUAUUUUACAAGGACAAUUCGUGUUUUAAUGACUUGAAUGAAUUUUGGCAUCUAAAGAUUUUCGUAAAAUCUGACAAGUGUUGAAAAAAAUAUCCUGUUAAAUUCAAUUGUUAUUAUUUUUUCUCUCGUUAAUAUAAACUGGCAAUUUGUGUGAAUAUUUAUGUGAAAUUAUAUUGUUGAGAAAAAAUAUUUUUGUGAACAAAAAGCAAAGAUAGACAAAGCAAAAAAAAAAAAAAAAGAGAAAAAAUAAUUUGACAGGAAGUGUGACGUGAGAUAAACGUGGUAAUUAACCCAGUGACGAACAGAGAUUUUGUGAUAGAACAAAAAUUAUAAAACAAAAUAAUUAUAAGGAAAAAAAAAAAUAAAUAAAAAAACCCAGAUAAAAGAACUUUGGUCCAGAGGAACUUUGCAGUUAUUAUCGUAUAAUUGCGUCAUGUGUUAACAUCGUCUUGGCACUAUUUCUUUCUUCCUCUCUGAUCGUUUAGAGCACGCUCGUCAUUCUCCUACGUUUUAAAAUAAAAAAAAAAAAUAUAAAAAAUUUAUCUGCUGAAUUAUAAUCGGCAUAUUUUUUUUUUUAUAAAUCAAAAUAAUAACAUAUUUUGUUGUUAUAUUUUGCGUGCUGUUUGUCAUUCUGUUUUUGUUAUCCCUCUUAUUUUACCAAAUCAAAAGCCACCCACCUAUCAGUCCACCCGCUUACCUCUCCACGUCGCGCGUGUGUUUGUCUCUGUAUUGGACACUUUGGGCGAUAGAGAACGCGAACGAAGCCGGCAAUUUUCCACGCGGUGCCAGGCCUCAAUAUGUCAGCCAAGCGAAAGGCCACUGCCAUCAUGCAGCACCACAAGGAAAACAUUUCCACUCCGGAGCCUGCUGAUAUUUCUGAAGAUGAUCAUUACUCCAGCGCGCUUAUGAAAGAUGCUGAUAAACUGAAGUUGAUGCUACUAGCAUGGAAUUAUAAUCUACAACAGCAGGCACAGGCACAAGCCGCAACUGCUGCAUUAUCACCGAAUAAUUCUUCAACAACUACAGCUACUACCAUUGGCACACCUGUUACCAGUCAAUCAGCCAUAUGCACAUCAAACAAUACAAUUAACAACUCCACACUUACAGAUUCACGAAAUGGUACAACAGAAAUGGGUGAACUAUCAUCAGGUGGUGGACAAACAUUGGGAUCAGUUGCUGGUAUGGGAAGUGAAGAUAUGGCAUCACUUUGGGCAUCAUAUACAAUGGGAUUAAAGAAAACACCACCACCAACAUCAUCAUCAUGUACACCAUCACGUUCUGAUCGUGAUAGAGAAUCAAGUCCAACUGGUGGUGAAGGUACUGGAAGUGCACACGAUGAAACAAGUAGCAGUGGUAACAAGGAGGACGAGGAUGAUGAUGAUGAAGAUGCAGAUGAAAGACUUGAUCCAAGACAUCAUGAUCCAGAACGUCUCAAGGCUUUCAACAUGUUCGUCAGGCUCUUCGUCGACGAGAACCUUGAUCGUAUUGUACCAAUUUCAAAGCAACCGAAGGAGAAAAUUCAAGCAAUAAUCGACAGUUGUACAAGACAAUUUCCGGAGUUUGCUGAACGUGCGAGAAAACGUAUUAGAACAUACCUCAAAAGUUGUAGGAGAAAUAAGAGAGGUAGAGAAGGUGCUCCUUGGGACGCAGCAAGACCAACGCCGGCUCAUUUGACCUCGGUACAAGCUGAACAGAUUUUGGCAACGGCUUGUGAAAACGAGAGCGACAACGCAAAACGCAUGAGACUUGGUCUUGAGCCUGUCUCACAGCCAAUGCCAACAUUGCCAGCAGCAACGCAAACUGAUGUACGUGCUAAUUUGGAUCAUUUUUCAAGUACACCAAUAAAAUCACUACCAGGAAAGCGAGAAGAUACACCACCAACAUCGUUAUCAUCUCUUGCACCUCUAACAAGUUUGGCUAAUUUACCAAACAGUACACUUGCAUCAACCCCCUUGUCUCUCACACCCACUUCUAAACUACUAACACCAUCUGACAAUAACAAGGCUCUCAUGAGUCAAGCAACGAUAGUAAGUUCAUCAUCAGUUAAUGGAGUUGGUAGUGGUGGUGCACCAGCAGCAAUGUACAGGCCAAAUUUUAGUCAAGCAUUUCAACGUUCUGGACCAACAACGGUACCUCCAACUCUAUCAGCAGGACUUUAUCCCACCCAGAGUUUUACCUCGGGUCUACUGAGCAACGGUACACAAAGACCAACGGAUUUGAGUAUGAAAAAUACAAAACCACUACUCAGUCAUAAGUUGAAUGCAACAGAAAUGACAGCUGUGAGACAACUUAUUACUGGAUAUCGAGAAUCAGCAGCAUUUUUACUUAGAUCUGCUGAUGAACUCGAACAACUGUUGCUUCAACAGCCAUAAAAUUAUAUAUAGAUUUUAUCGUCCCAGAAAUCAAUGCUGUAGACAUGGAUUUCUUUAUAUAAUCAUAUACACAGUCAAAACAGAGUGAAAAACAGUAGAAUAUAAAAUUCAAUAUAAAUAUUUAUUUCAAUUGAUUUUUUUUUUACAACCAACAGUUGGUUGAAUAACUCAUUUUUAUCAAUAGCUAAAAAAUGAGCUUUUACUGAUUUUGUGAGUCACUGUUUUGCCAGCCGUUGCAGUGCUUUCAGCAGCUCAACACCAAAUCAACUUUUUAUUGAUCAACGAAUUUAAUUUUUUUUUUUUUUAAACAAGAAAUAAACAAUUUACUGUUUGAUAAUAUUGUUUUUUAUUUUUUUUAAUUUUCUUAUUAACUUAAGCUUUGAUGUAAAAUUAAUUGCAAUGUGAAUGAAAAAUUAAUAUUAUUAUUGUAUGAAAAAACAACUGUGUUUAAAUGAACCGUGGGAUUUUUGAAUUAAGAAAAUUAUAUUCAAAAAAACAGGGUGUAUAUAAAGAAAAAAAAAAUAUGAAUAUUUACUUAAUUAUUGUUAAGUAUAUUAGGUAUGAGGAUAUAUAUUAAAAUUAAAAAUGAAAAAUAAAAGAAAAAAGAACAAAAAAAAAAAAUGAUAAAUAUAUAUGUUAUUUGAGUGUGACAUAUUGGAUCGUCUGUAUUAAAAAUGAGAUAAAAUAUUCAAAGAAAUUAAAGGUUAUUAAUAGCAGUGAAUUUUCACUAAUUUAUUAAAGAUUUUAAUUGUUUUUUUUUUUUUUUUUUAAAUGUAUUUCAUUCAGUACAAUUUACUGAAACAAUACUUAGAUAUUUUUUAAAUGAUUAUUUUAUUGUUUAAUUUUUAUUAUGACCAUUAUAUUUUAUUAUAAAUAUUUAACUAUUGAAUCUCUUUCGAAUUUAAUGAAAAAGAUAAUUAUUAUUAUAUUAUUAUUUUUUUUUAAAACUAGAACUUCUUUAAUAAAUUAAAUUGUCAAGCCAAAUUUCUCAUUGAGGUGUCUAGUUGUUUAAAUACAACGAAAUUUAUUCGUUAAAAAUAAAAACUAUAAAAAUUAAAUAACUAAAUGUUUCUUUUUUUUUUUAUUUUUUUUAAAAUUAAACAACCGGUCCAAAGUGUGAUUGAAUUAUCAUUGAUUAAUGGUAAAAAUGUGCGAAUGCUAAUAAAAGAAAAACUAACAAAAAAAAUUGUACGAAUUACUCGCGAUAUAAUU
Messenger RNA from Aphidius gifuensis, 3900 nucleotides. Its product is annotated as nucleolar protein 4-like. The transcript has 9 exons. NCBI's taxonomy places the organism in Eukaryota, Metazoa, Arthropoda, Insecta, Hymenoptera, Braconidae. The coding region runs from base 1114 to 2688 and encodes 524 amino acids. The record is from RefSeq and is a predicted model, not a curated record.